AUGAAUGCCUCCGUCACCCCCGAAUACCACAAAUUUCCUAUCUCGCCCUCGAAAGUCGAUUACUGCAUAUUCAUCAACCCCGAAUUCGAUCGCGAUGGCGGCGUGCCACAAGCCGCCGACAAACUCCAAGUCUCAUGUAACGGGACUGUCAAUCAUACAUCCUACUCCGGGCUGACUGAAUUCCCCGUUUGCGUCAGUAUCGAGACCAAGAGGCACGGCGGAGACCAACGGAGAGCAGAUGUGCAGACAGCCACGUGGCACGCAUCGCAGUGGACGUUCCUGGAAAGCCAUGCAGGAGACGGGAUAUCUGAGCUUCCAUUUCUUCCUGGCAUUAUAGUACAAGGCCACGAAUGGAAGUUUGUCGCGACCACUCGGCGCGGCAACGAAAUGUCCACAGUUGCGGUUGUCACUAGUCACACACUGACGUGUAUAGAUUUUUUGGAGUAUUUUCCAGUUCGGAAACACGAUAACGCCUGUUGGGGUUUUCCAAAUUAUGGCUGGCCUUCAUCUGCUGCGCAGAUGGGCAAGGGAUACAUACUGGCCGUGGUAUAA
Molecule: messenger RNA, 552 nt
Organism: Fusarium proliferatum ET1
Lineage: Eukaryota; Fungi; Ascomycota; Sordariomycetes; Hypocreales; Nectriaceae
Exons: 1
Coding region: 1-552 (183 amino acids)
Source: RefSeq, a predicted model, not a curated record